ACACAGCAGGAGUGCUCUCUGGCUCCCAGGCAGAGACAGAGUCAUAUGAUUGGAUUUAAUCAGAAGCCGCUGGUUUAUGUGUGAGGAGCUGACAUUGUGGCUGUGCUGCUAUAGAAUCUUCCCUGUCACCGCGAUAAUGAUGCAGAGGUUGGAGAAGACGGUGCUGGUUUUAUUCCUACUGCCGAUGGUGUAGAGAAGGUUUAACUGCUGUUGUGUUCGGAUCCAGACACAUACAGACAGAGCCCGUCUGUGCAGACCAUGGCAGAGCGAUGCUCCGGGAGCCCGGCCCCGGAAUGCGGUGCCCAGGCGGACUCUCACGACCCGGAAUCCCAGGAGCUAUCCCUGGAGCAAAUCCUUAAACUGUACAACCAGCCGCUGAAUGAGGAGCAGGCUUGGGCCGUGUGCUACCAAUGCUGCAGCACGCUCCAGCGCCAGCGGCGGCCCGGAGACACGCAGCUUUUCCCGGGCAGGCUGAGCGGAGCCAGGACUGUCAUUCUGCAACGAGACGGCAACAUCAGCAUCAGGAGCGAGGAAGCAGGUAAAGGUAAAGCAACCCAAUUUACAGAAGCAGAGGUGAUCGAAUCUGUGGGAAUUCUUGUUUACAAAGCCUUGGACUGGGGCCUGAAGGAUAAUGAAGAACGGGAACUCAGCCCACCAUUAGAACAGCUGAUUGGUCGAAUGACGAAUAUCCUGGAUGAGGCACUGGAGACCGAAGGAAACCUGGACGAAGGAUAUGAUGCUCAGGAUGAAGAGGAAGAGCAAAAAGAGAUUACCAACAUAAGAAAUUUUAAACACGUAAUGAUGCUGUGCGCUGCUCACUUGACGACCCCAUCGGAAGCUCCAAACCAUUACCAGGCAGUGUGCCGGGCCCUGUUUGCUGAAUCCAUGGAGUUACGCACCUUCUUGGCCAAAAUUAAAAGUGCGAAAGAGAAUCUGAAGAAACUGCUGGAUAAUAAGGGCGAAAGCAGUCAACCUAACAUGGAACUUAAUGAGCUCAAUAACUUUGACUGGAUGCGACUACCCUCCAAACCAUACAGCAAUCUUCCAAUCUUUUCGUUGGGACCUUCAGCUUUGCCAAAAGAGGGGAAGGUAUCGAAAUCUGAGAGGCUCUCAGGCAGCCGCCGUCGCCAUGAUGGUCAACACAAGUGUCUAGUUAAUGGUAAUGUCCCUCCGAAACUGAAGAAAAGUGCCCACGAAAUGAUCCUGGACUUUAUUCGCUCAAGGCCUCCAUUAAACCCUGCAUCUGCGCGGAAACUCAAGCCACAUCCACCACGUCCUCGGAGUCUUCAUGAAAGAAUAUUAGAAGAAAUCAAAUCUGAGCGAAAACUACGGCCAGUAUCACCCGAUAUGAUUAGGCGUAGCAAACACGAUGUGACGACCCCGGAAAGGAGCAAAAAGACUUCACCCCCUCCCGUUGCCAAUGGCGCAAUUAUGUCUCAAAUUACUGAGACUGAUGCCCAUACCUCACAAGUUCAAAGAAGAAAACUCCUGAAGGCACCUACGCUGGCAGAGAUAGACAGCUCCGACUCUGAGGAGGAGAAGAUUAAGAUGUUGAGGAGCAGUUCCAGUGGAUCAACAUUUAAAGUGGGAGACAGCUCCCCAGAGACUCCAAAUGGCAAAAAGACCCCUCCAAUGUUCCUGCCCAUCUCCUCAACUCCACAGCCUGAGCGAAGGAAGCAACCUCAGAGGCGACACUCCAUUGAGAAGGAAACGCCAACCAAUGUGCGUCAGUUUCUUCCGCCAUCCCGGCAGAGUUCCAAGUCUCUGGAGGAGUUCUGUUACCCUGUGGAGUGUCUGGCACUGACAGUGGAGGAAGUGAUGCAUAUCAGACAGGUCUUAGUGAAAGCAGAACUAGAAAAGUACCAGCAGUACAAGGAUGUCUACACUGCCCUGAAGAAAGGAAAGGUUUGUUUAGCCUUUUGA
Molecule: messenger RNA, 1923 nt
Organism: Rhincodon typus (whale shark)
Lineage: Eukaryota; Metazoa; Chordata; Chondrichthyes; Orectolobiformes; Rhincodontidae
Gene: spire1a
Product: spire-type actin nucleation factor 1a
Exons: 12
Coding region: 259-1923 (554 amino acids)
Biological process (GO): actin filament network formation; cleavage furrow formation; Golgi vesicle transport
Cellular component (GO): cytoplasmic vesicle membrane; cell cortex
Molecular function (GO): actin binding
Source: RefSeq, a predicted model, not a curated record